Podarcis lilfordi (Lilford's wall lizard) is the source of this 183-nucleotide messenger RNA. The record is from the annotation of a GenBank genome assembly. Lineage: Eukaryota; Metazoa; Chordata; Lepidosauria; Squamata; Lacertidae.
AUGCUGCCCGAAGAGCCUCUCCUCCCCUUCGCCUUCCCGCGAGCUGCUUCUAUCAAUGAAAGCUGUUUGCACGUGGACUGGCUCAACGCGCCCAUCCGCGCCGAGCUACUGCGGCUUCCAGCUCGCAAAGCAGCGGAUCCGCUGAAGUUGAGUCAGGCGGACCGGCAAAACCAAAAGAUAUAA